AUGGCAAUGUUUGUGCGGACCGAAUCACGGCGUCAAGCAUGUCUUCCUUCAUCAUUACUAAUGGAUGUUAACGAUGAAACGUUGAUUAGCCGAUAUGAUAAUGCUUGGCGUUUAUCGCGUUUUUCGCAUUCAUCAUCAGAUAUAUCACGACACUCUCAAUCGGGUAAUUUUGAUGAUACUGGAAAUAAUUUUGUGGAAACAAAUGAUCAGGUUUUCAAUCGAACAGGUGACGAGAAGAUACAUCAACAAAAGCAGAAGCCAAAAGAUUUUCUUGGACAGGCGAAAUUUUAUUACGACAAAUAUAAAUUACGACAUGUAGCACCAUUUUUUUUAUUGGUAAUAUAUUCAUUAUUGGGUGCAACAUUGUUCUGUUGGGUGGAACAGGCGCAUGAACAGGAACUUAUCAGAAAAGAAAAAAUUAUACUGGAUGGCUUGAGGAAUCAUACAUUUCAACAGUUAAGACGAGUUUUCCGGAACAAAAAUUCGAAUGCAUAUGCAAAUCUGGUUAAUUCGAAAAAAAUAUUAUUGUGGUAUGAAAGUCAAUUAACAAAAUUAAAAAUGCCUGAAGGCUUAGAAUGGGAUAUGUGGGGAGCUCUCUUCUAUGUUGGCACUAUUUUUACCACUAUCGGUUACGGUAAUAUAGCUCCACGAACAUCAGGCGGUAAAGCAUUAAGUAUUGUUUAUGCAAUUUUUGGUAUACCUCUUGUAUUGGCUAUACUAAGUCAAUUUGGUAAAACGCUCACCACUUUUGUAAGCAAUAUUUGGAUGAGGUACCGAGAAUGUAUCAAAGGUUAUACAAGAGAGCAACGCAUUGCAAUAGCGAUACAACGACAAAAAUUGCGAGCUAAAAGGUUGAAGUAUAUACGAGGAAUGUUGGAUGUUGAGGAAGGCAAUGUGGAGUCGAAUCACCGACUACUAAAUAAUCCACCCUCAGAAACAAUCGAAGCAGUAGAUGAGGAAGUUGAGAGCAGGACAAUACCAGUUUGGCUUGCAUUAUUUAUUUGCAUUGGUUGGAUAUGUAUUUGUGCAGGUCUAUUUUGUCUCUGGGAAACACGCUGGUCCUAUUUCACUUCUCUUUAUUUUUUCUUCAUUUCACUGUCAACCAUUGGCCUCGGUGAUGUAGUGCCAGAUCAUCCGCACAUGUUGAUAUUGAUGUUUUGGUUGGUAAUUAUUGGCCUUUCGAUUGUUUCAAUGCUUCUCGGUGUAAUACAAAUUAAAUUUGAAGAAUGGCUCUAUCAUUUGAUGAUUCGAAUGCAGAAGGAGUAUCAGCGUGCUUUAGCAUGCGGAGAUCCGGUGAAGCGCAAUGAAAUCCUACAGCGCUUGCUGGCAAAUGAACCAUGGUAUCUCCGGAAUGUGGCACCGCAUUUGCUUAGUGAGAAACAAACUGCUGAGCUUGACAAACAGGCUGAAACUUACGAACGAUCAGUAAGAACGUUAAAUAAUAAAAAUAUUCAAACUGAAGAUGAAUUUUUCAAAAAAUCCUCGUUGUUUGAGUCGACUGUGAAGUUUCAAGAUAUGGGUACAACUAUUAGUCCUGCAACAGAAGUUUACUUGCAAAAGAAAGAAGUAAAUCCUCAGCGGAUGAAAAAUACUGGGGAUGUUGGAAUGAAGGAUUCGAUAAUGUCUUCAGCGCUUACCUCAAAUGUGCUAACUUCCCUACCAAACGCUGACGGUGAUGCGAAUUCAGUAUCUGAAGUCACAUCACUUCCAAUGGAUCUCACAAACUCAGAAGGCGUUGAUCGUAGUAUUCAGGCACGGGUAUCAUUGGUUGAUGAGGAACAGCAGAUCGAACUCUGUGUUCUGAAUGGUUGCGCUGUACAAACAGAUAUUGCACAAUUUCAAGCCAGAAGUCGUCCGAAAUUAAUGGAUCGCAGCAUGGAAACGUCUUUAGAUGAUGUUUCUGUUAAUAUUAAAAUGACACAAAAGGGAGAUAUUGAUAAUGAAAAUUCGAAUCAAUUAAUUAAGGGCACUGAACAUAACAGGACAGCUGUACAGUUUGAUGUUUCAACAGAAACCGAAACAUUUUUCCCGGAAAUGGUGGAACAAGGUGCGGUGACAGAGGAAGGAGCCAGUCAAGUAUUUCAUCGAUCCAUGGAAACAGAUGCAUGGAUGCCGCAGAUACAGGCACCCGAAUGCAGUCGGGCUGUACAGACAGCGUUUGAUGAUGACGAUGAAGAUCGUCGAACAUCCGAGUUAUCAGCGAGAAGAAAAAAUAUGAUGAGGAAGAUUGGUUUCAGACAUUCAAUUUUGGUCGAAAACAGUACGCAAUGUUCAUUCGAUACCAAAGAUAUGUGCGAUACGUAUGUCCAAACGAUGCUUGAUAUGAAUAAUUUUAAUCCCGAUAAUUUGGUUGAGAAAGAAUUUAAUGCGUCAAAAACACCGUUUUGUGGAAGAAUGAAUGAUUUAAGCGAAUCUGUGCCGAAGUGGGUAAGGUCAAGGAAACAGGAUCUCAUAAUUCAAACCGAUGAUUCAUACUUAAAAAUAGCUCGACGAUUGGAUCAAAUUCGAACAAACCGAACUGAAAGUUUGCAUAUUUGUAUGGCGAGACCAUUGAAGAAAGUGGAACAUGAAAGUAAUAGCUCAAAAUAUCGUAUCGAAAAUCCUGAUAAAAGGCAUGCACACUAUCGGGAACCAUCAAGUAAGAGGAAAAAAGAGCCAACAAGCCAGGUCAAUGAAGAAGAAAUGCUGUCACCUACAAGUGUUCCAGAGAUGAGAGAAGCGACAAUGUCACAAGAUGAUCGAUCGAUGAUAUUGGAUGUUUCCACAGCUAAACAUGAUUUUCGAUUAUACAAAUCGCGUUCCAUCUCACCAGAAAUUCAAUAUCAAAAGCGGUCACAGAAAUCAUUUCUCAUUCGAAAGCAAUCAUUACCACUUACUGUACAACCUGGUAAAGUGAGUGAUUUCAUUUGGUACCACGAGAAAGGCAUUCAUAAUCCGGGAACACCAGAAGGCCUUAAGGCAUCACAAACGACCAUUAUUGAUAUGCGGGAAAAAAACGCUAUAAGUGAUAUCAUUUGAUAAAGAAAGAUAGUGAUAAAAAUAAACUUAAUCGCAAUAAUUUGGAGAAAAUGUUUAACUAUCUUAUGGACACUAAUUUGUAAUCCUUGAAAAUAAAAAUCUGUUAUUUAC
Messenger RNA from Loa loa (African eye worm), 3129 nucleotides. RefSeq lists its product as hypothetical. Gene Ontology annotation, biological process: potassium ion transmembrane transport; stabilization of membrane potential. Gene Ontology annotation, molecular function: potassium ion leak channel activity. The transcript has 24 exons. Bases 1 to 3018 code for a protein of 1005 amino acids. The record is from RefSeq and is a predicted model, not a curated record. NCBI's taxonomy places the organism in Eukaryota, Metazoa, Nematoda, Chromadorea, Rhabditida, Onchocercidae. Gene Ontology annotation, cellular component: membrane.